UCUAAAUUCAGAUUUAGGGUGUAUUUCGCUUUAAAUACCUGCUGAGCGGACCAAGCAGAGAUCAUCAGUCAGCUAGAGGAGACGGUCGGCCUCAGCAGCUCAGAUCAGCAAACAUAAUGGACUGAUAACAUCGGAGUUUAGGGCGAUGUUCAGAUGUGUUUGCCAUGGACACAGAUAUGAUACCGAAAUUCUCUUCGAAAGACGAGGAAAUUGACUUCUGGAAGGCUCUUUCCCUCAAGUACAAGAAAGGCUGCCAGGAGGCUCAGGAGGAGCUGCUGGAGUUUCAGGAGGGGAGCAGGGAGCUGGAGGCUGAGCUGGAAGCACAGCUGGGCCAGGCCGAACAUCGUAUGAAGGACCUGCAGUCUGAGAACCAAAGACUCAAGAAUGAGGUCGAAACGCUCAAGGAGAAGCUGGAGCACCAGUACUCUCAGAGCUACAAGCAGAUCUCCAUGCUGGAGGACGACCUCGGCCAAACUCGCAGCAUCAAGGAGCAGCUCCACAAAUAUGUCAGAGAGCUGGAACAGUCCAAUGAUGACUUGGAGAGAGCAAAAAGAGCUACCAUCGUGUCUCUGGAGAACUUUGAGCAGCGUCUGAAUCAGGCCAUCGAGAGGAAUGCCUUCCUGGAGAGUGAGCUGGAUGAGAAGGAGUCUCUUCUGGUCUCUGUGCAAAGAUUAAAGGAUGAAGCCAGAGACUUGCGGCAGGAGCUGGCUGUGCGAGAGAGGCAGGCAGAUGUAACCAGGAUGUCUGCACCGAGCUCGCCCACACAAGACAAUGUGAAGAUGGACACUGCUGUGCAGGCCUCUCUCUCCCUCCCUGCUACCCCACUGAGCAAAGGUCUGGACAACGCCUUUGCCAACCCAACGGUGUUAUCAAAUGGUUAUGGCAGCAACUCGCCAUUGACUCCCUCUGCCAGAAUAUCAGCCCUCAACAUUGUCAGUGAUUUACUCCGGAAAGUAGGGGCUCUGGAGUCAAAACUUGCCGCUUGCAGGAACUUUGCCAAGGACCAGAAAGCCAGGAAGGCGUACACUCUCGACAACAGCAACGCACUCAACGCAAACACGGCCAACUACCCGCAGUCCCUCCAUACGUCAUAUUUUGAUAAAGCCAGGACAGAGAUGGUCACAUUCCCUGCAUUGAUUCUGGCAGGACCGUGAAUGGGCUGGAACCUGGUGCUCUGACAGCCAUCACCGCCCCUCCCACUGCCUCCUCCCCAGGCUUAGUCCCCCUCGCUGUGUGACUGUAAAGACCCCCCCCCUCAAACCUAACACACCUGCCCCACAACAGAAAAUCACAUCUAAGAAGAGAAGAGUCCGAGACAAAGAGGGAAAACACAAAUGGCUAAUACUGUAAAACUGUUGUACUGUAAACCUCGGGGUCCUCCCCUCGUCCUCUCUCUGUGUCUAUUGUUCUCACACUUGUGCUUCGUUCCUGCUGUAAUUAUGGGCCCCUGUCUGUAUAUUUUAUGUGUUACUGUAUCUGCUGUUUGCUCACUGGCUUGCACAAAGACGUAAAAG
Lates calcarifer (barramundi perch) is the source of this 1514-nucleotide messenger RNA. It is a transcript of the gene ndel1a, whose product is annotated as nudE neurodevelopment protein 1-like 1a. The record is from RefSeq and is a predicted model, not a curated record. Bases 165 to 1154 code for a protein of 329 amino acids. The transcript is spliced from 10 exons. Lineage: Eukaryota; Metazoa; Chordata; Actinopteri; Centropomidae. Gene Ontology annotation, biological process: microtubule nucleation; centrosome localization; regulation of neuron projection development. Gene Ontology annotation, molecular function: microtubule binding. Gene Ontology annotation, cellular component: centrosome; kinetochore; kinesin complex.